Cannabis sativa is the source of this 1275-nucleotide messenger RNA. RefSeq lists its product as uncharacterized. Bases 278 to 1021 code for a protein of 247 amino acids. The record is from RefSeq and is a predicted model, not a curated record. The transcript is spliced from 8 exons. Lineage: Eukaryota; Viridiplantae; Streptophyta; Magnoliopsida; Rosales; Cannabaceae.
GUAUAAAAUAUAAUUUCUGCAAUUUGAAUUUUCAAUCUCGAAAACGUCAAAAAAAGAAAAAAAAAAAAUUCAAUCUCGAAGUUUCGGCCUUUUAAUUUUCGUAAGGUCUGUUUGGCUUCUGGGAAAAUUCUUUCUUUCAAUUAAGCCCUAGAAAUAGGAGAAAUUUAUUUGUCUAAUAUCAUUUUCAUAAUAAUCAUAGAGUUUGUUCGUCCCCUGACUUCGCCGGAGAAAGACCAUUCACAGAGAGAGAGAGAGAGUUCAGUUCAACUCACCUGUGAUGGCGAAUCGAGAGCACCUUGAGAAGAUGCAACUUCGCCAGAAUUAUCGAAAUCUCUGGCACACUAGCCUCAUGAACACUAUUCAGGCCGAUACUCCUUAUUGUUGCCUUUCCUUGUUUUGUGCUCCUUGUGUAUCAUAUUUGCUAAGGAAACGAGCCCUAUACAAUGACAUGUCAAGAUAUGUAUGCUGCGCAGGUUAUAUGCCUUGCAGUGGAAGGUGUGGAGAAAGUAGAUGUCCAGAAUUUUGCCUGGCAACUGAGGUUGUUCUCUGCUUUGGAAAUUCUGUGGCCUCAACACGCUUUUUGUUGCAAGACGAGUUCAACAUACAAACUACACAAUGUGAUAAUUGCAUCAUUGGUUUUAUGUUCUGCCUACAGCAAGUUGCGUGCAUUUUCUCCAUAGUUGCAAUGAUUGUUGGAAGUGAAGAAAUUUCUGAGGCUUCUCAAUUGUUGUCUUGUUUGGCUGAGAUGGUCUACUGCACGGUGUGUGCAUGCAUGCAGACGCAACACAAGGUUGAAAUGGACAAAAGAGAUGAGAAGUUUGGGCCUCAGCCAGUGAUGGCAGUUCCUCCUGUUCAGCAAAUGUCUCGAAUCGAUCAGCAAAUUCCUCCCUCGGUUGGAUAUGCACAUCAACCAGCUUAUGCUUACCCUCCUGCUCAACAGGCUCAAGGUUAUCCAGCUCCAGGGUAUCCUCCAGCUCAAUAUCCGCCCCCUGGUUAUCCACCCUCUGGCUAUUCCAGGUGAUUAUGAUUUUUUUCCCUUCACAAAAUUACAUGCUGAUUUGGUAUAUUUGUGUACGGAGGUCUCCUUCUUCACUAUGAAAUAUUUUGGUAUGAAAGUAAAUUUACUGUGAAUUUCCUAUAUGUAUCGAACCUGACAUUUUUCUUCUACUACUUGUUGCUUCUUAGAUUUUAGUUUGCCUUGUGAAUGGAAAUGGUGAUCUGCUCCAUUUGGCUUUAUAUUAUAAUUCUACCAAACAAAAACAAAGAUUUUAAACA